UAAAGAGGAAUUUAUUUAAAUAUUUUUACACAUUUUUAGCUGAGAACGCAAGGACGCAGUAAUGGAAGUUCUGCCUUUGGAACAGAGCGUACAUGAUGAUGUUACCGCUCAGCUUAAAUCUUUCAGUAAAUGGUCCUGUUUUACUCAGAAUUCUGAUUAUUUUCACAUUUAUAAUGGAUAUUAAAUAAGAAAAAAUAGUCAUUUGACAAAUAUCAAGUGUACAUAAUUAAUUAGAAAGACAUGUCAGUACUAAGUUGAAACCUUUUAAAAUAAAAAGUAAAAGAUUUCAUUUUUGAUCAUAAAAGAAAGCUUUACUAAGUAAAUAAUGGUGGUCUAAGCAUGGUUGUCCCCUAAAAAGUCAAAACCUUUACUUCUUUCGAAAGACUAUUUGCUUAUAAAUACUUUUUUUGUCUCAGCUGACAAAUAAUAGUAGAUGAUGACCAGUUUUAGAGUUAUAGAUUUGAUCAAUUCCUUCCACUAUUCCUUAAGUUGCACUGAAUCCAUGAACAGGUUUAAAAGAUUAUUUUACAUUUAAUUUUUUACUAACUUGCAUCUGACCAUAGAUGUUGCUUUACAUCUGCAUAAUUCAUUUACAAUAACUACUAAACACUAAGUAACAUACAACAGGUAAUUGCAUCCAAACCUGGAACUGUGGUCUCUGCUCCUGCAGAGCUGUCUGCAGAUAACCAUGAAAAUGUAAAGUGAUUUUCAGUCUCCAUCAGAUAUCAUGACAGACCAGGAAAAUGCUCUGUUGUCUGAAUGUGGCACUUAUUUCUGGUUCUGUCGGGUUUGUUUAAAAGUUUAUAAAAAACAUUAAGAUUUUCUAGAGGUUUAAAGGAAAAAAAGUUACAUGUUUUGCAUCCAGAUUCUCUUAUACAUCAUUCAUUUGCUCGUACAUAGCUUGUAGCCUUGCCAAUUAUCUUAAAGGUGUAGGGUGUAUUUGUAUUCAGCCCCCUUUACUCUUAUACCCCAAAGUAAAAUCCAGUGCAACACCUGCUUAAUAAAUCCAGUCCACUUGUAUGUAGUUUAUACACCCAUUAGUUCUGUGAAGGCCUAAGAGGUUGUUAGAGAAAAUUACUGAUCAAAUAGUAUACUUUCUAUUGUAUAAAAUCACAGUAAAAUACAUAGAUGUUUGAGGUUAUAAUCAAGGGGUAUGAGUACUACACAGCAAAGUAACUAUAUAUAAACGUGUCUCUUGAGUUUGCAGCUGAAACAAAACAUAAAGCAUGUUGUCGUCAGCCAUCAAAGUUUCUUUCAGUGCAUUUCAAAACCUUGUCUGUAAAGACUGUAACCCGAGCAGCAAGCGAGGCGUUGGCCAUAGAGUGGCACUAAAGGGGGUUGAAACCACUUGGCAUGAUGCUGUACGACAGCCCUCAUUCAUUAUCAGAGGGGCUGCUAUUCACAAUGGAGCAAACGAUGAAAUGCUGCCUUUAUGGUGGCAAGCAAAGGGCCCAGCUGCGGCCCGACACCCGAUCUCCUCUUUGGCUCUGGCCUCAUUUUGUCCUGGUAUUUCAUAUCUGACUGGGCCACCCUAAUAAAAACCAUUUGCUUAGUGCUGGAGCAGCGAUGGAUCUGUGGUUUUGGACCCUGAAAGCGCAGAUAUGGGGAAUAAACAAACCAUCUUCACAGCACAGCAGCUCGAUGCAUAUCAGGACUGUACAUAUUUCACAAGAAAAGAAAUUCUCAGACUUUUCUACCGCUAUUGGGAUUUGGCACCGCAGCUUGUUCCUCUUGACUACACCAACCAACCAGAUGUGAAGUUACCAUAUGAGCUGAUUGGCAGCAUGCCGGAGCUGAAGGACAACCCAUUUCGGCAGAGGAUUGCUGAGGUUUUCUCUGAGGAUGGAGAAGGAAAUAUGACUCUGGACGACUUCUUGGACAUGUUCUCAGUCCUCAGUGAGAUGGCUCCUCGUGACCUCAAGGCCUACUAUGCUUUCAAAAUAUACGAUUUCAACAACGAUGACUUUAUCUGCAAGUCAGACCUGGAGAAGACACUGAACAAGCUGACUCGCAACGAGCUGACAGAAGACGAGGUGAAGAUGGUGUGCGAGAAGGUGAUGAACGAGGCUGACCUGGAUAACGAUGGACGCCUGUCACUGGAGGAUUUCCAGCACAUGAUUAACAGAGCUCCGGAUUUCCUCAGCACCUUUCACAUACGGAUCUAAGGAAACCAGCUGCUGCCCUUUGAUCGCUUGUAAAAACCCAAACAUGGACUAAACAAAAAUACUGCUCAACUUAAAUGUUGAAAUCUUCAGAAAACUAUUAUUACUCUAUGUUGUCAUUUGAUCUUAAAUGUUUUCACCUGAAGUGAAACUUCAACUGAACCCACAUCCAGAGUUUAUUUUGCAAUAAAACCAGCCAUGGUCCAUCAGCGGGUGGAAGCCCAGCUAAUCCAUCAGGACAGGCUUCAUUAAUUAUGACCAUCAACAGUAGAUUUGUUUUGUAUCUAAAGGGGUUCAGUUACACUGCAUGUAAAAGAACAGAACAUCCCAGCGGGCCAGUAAGAGGGGGAGAGGGCCAUUUGUCCUAAAAGCAGCAAAGCUCCAGCAUGGGGGUCAACUAUUGGUCACCUCGUCAGGAAACCAGCCAAUGAAAGUACUGGAAGAACUUAAACAUUUUUAGAUCUUUUUUAUUAAAUCAAAAGUACACAUAUCUACAGUUUGUAGAUACAUUUCUUAUGGGUUUAGAAAGUACAGUACAGUUUAUAUAGAUUUAUUUUUCAAUAUUCAAUGAUAUUUAUAUAUUUUCCCGCUCAAAACAUCUCCCUGUAAAUUUCCCAACAGACAAUGAAAACGUGACAGCUAAAGAUACGUGUUUGCUUUAUUACAACAUGUGACCGGAAUCUUAAGAAGAAGUGAAAUAAAAAAAAAAGAAGAA
This is a messenger RNA of Girardinichthys multiradiatus, 2877 nucleotides long. RefSeq names its product calcium and integrin binding family member 3 (gene cib3). Gene Ontology annotation, molecular function: calcium ion binding. The record is from RefSeq and is a predicted model, not a curated record. The coding region runs from base 1602 to 2165 and encodes 187 amino acids. NCBI's taxonomy places the organism in Eukaryota, Metazoa, Chordata, Actinopteri, Cyprinodontiformes, Goodeidae. The transcript has 6 exons.